This is a messenger RNA of Tripterygium wilfordii, 2381 nucleotides long. Its product is annotated as phosphoglucan phosphatase LSF1, chloroplastic-like. The coding region runs from base 143 to 1891 and encodes 582 amino acids. Gene Ontology annotation, biological process: starch catabolic process; protein dephosphorylation. The record is from RefSeq and is a predicted model, not a curated record. NCBI's taxonomy places the organism in Eukaryota, Viridiplantae, Streptophyta, Magnoliopsida, Celastrales, Celastraceae. The transcript is spliced from 10 exons. Gene Ontology annotation, cellular component: starch grain; chloroplast. Gene Ontology annotation, molecular function: carbohydrate phosphatase activity; protein tyrosine/serine/threonine phosphatase activity; protein binding.
AUUCAAAAAAAUAAAAUAAAAAUCCCAUUGAAGCAGCUCCACCCUCUCUGUAUAAACAGCACACUCAUGUGAGCACGCAUUCAUGAGCGAUUCACUCCUUCAGUGGUUCUGCUAAAAGCGCACUGAUCGAUUUCCAUUGAAGAUGUCGUCUCUUCAAUUCUCUGGUUGCAGAGCCAUGGAUCUAGCCAUGCCUUUUCUUAGCGCCUUCUCUUCUCCGUUCUGUGGAAGAGAUCUCGAUAAAGCUAUUAGGAUCAGUGUGAAAUCGAAGGCUCGUUUUUCUAGAGGAAGUGUUAGGGUUUAUGCAACUUCAAAUGUUUCAUCGUCCUUGAAAAUGAAUCUGAAUGAGUACUUGGUCACUCUGGAGAAACCUCUUGGCAUUCGCUUUGCGUUAUCUGUCGAUGGCAAAAUCUUCGUUCACGCCCUCAAGAAAGGAGGCAAUGCAGAGAAGUCGAGGAUAAUCAUGGUAGGAGAUACGUUGAAAAAGGCGAGUGAAUCCUCUGGUGGCGGCCUAUUGGAGAUUAAGGACUUUGGCGAUGCACAGAAGAUGAUGACAGAGAAGACAGGAUCCUUUAGCCUAGUCCUUGAGAGACCCUUCUCUCCUUUCCCACUUAAUCAUUUCCUUCUUAUUAGUGACAUUGACCUACUAUUCAAUAGAGGACGAGUUCCCAUUGUUACUUGGAACAAAGCUGCUCUGGCAUCAAAUUUGAGAACAUCUUCAGAGAGUUGUGGGAAUUCUGGGUUUGUCACAUUCUCCUCGAAGAAUUUAACAUGCGAGGGAUGGAAGCUUCUGAAUGAUCAACAAGGACCAACAGAGUUACAAACACAGAAAAACAUUCUUGCUCCACACAUGAGCCAGCUUAUUUGUAUCUUUUCUGAAGAAGAUUCUGGAGAUGGAGAAUGGGCUCAUGGGAGCUUCCCGCUGGAUGAGUAUAUCAAGGCACUGGAUCGUUCUAAAGGUGAAUUAUACUAUGAUCAGUCUCUUGGUAUGCGCUGCAGUAAGAUUACAGAGCAGAUAUAUGUGGGCUCAUGCAUACAGAUGGAAGCUGAUGUAGCAAAUCUAUCUGUUGGAGGUAUUACGGCUGUGCUGAAUUUCCAGAGUGGCGUAGAAGCAGAAAACUGGGGAAUCAAUCCUGCAUCAAUAAAUGAGGCUUGCCAAAGCUUUGGUAUCCUUAUGAUCAACUAUCCUAUAAGGGAUGCAGAUUCCUUUGACAUGAGAAAGAAAUUACCAUUUUGUGUGGGGCUCCUGUUACGCUUGUUGAAGAAGAACCAUCGUGUUUUUGUUACCUGUACUUCAGGUUUUGAUCGAGCUCCUGCUUGUGUGAUUGCAUACUUGCACUGGAUGACCGAUACUUCGCUCCACGCAGCUUAUAAUUUUGUUACUGGACUGCAUUUAUGCAGGCCCAACAGACCGGCAAUUGCUUGGGCAACAUGGGAUCUUAUAGCCAUGGUGGAAAAUGGCAAACAUGAUGGCCCUGCAACACAUGCUGUCACUUUUGUGUGGAAUGGACAAGAGGGGGAGGAUGUUUUUCUCGUUGGUGAUUUUACCGGAAAUUGGAAAGACCCAGUUAAGGCAACUCACAAGGGUGGGUCAAGAUACGAAGUUGAAAUGAGACUUGCACAGGGAAAGUAUUAUUAUAAGUAUAUCAUAAAUGGGCAAUGGCGGCAUUCAAUUUCAUCACCAACAGAAAGGGAUGAAGGGGGAAAUGUUAACAACAUACUCAUAGUGGGUGACGUUGCCAAUGUGAGGCCUUUUGUUCAGCAACAAAAGAAGGAUGUCAAUGUUGUGAAGGUGAUAGAGAGGCCAUUGACAGAAAGUGAGCGCUUUAUGCUGGCAAAAGCAGCUCGCUGCACUGCAUUCUCUGUGUGUCCGAUCAAGCUAGCUCCGAAGUAGUUGAUGCAUACGAUUGGCAUUUGAUAAAUGCUACGCUGGUAAGUCUUCUAGUUAUAUUUCUGCAUCUUCGGAGAAAACAUAUGCCUAUUCCUUCACGCACAGUACUGCAUAUUGAUGCAUCUUCACAAACAUUAAUCCCGUUGGAAUUGUUUCUGUUGCUUUUUGAUGCGGUGCCUUGUGCGACUAGCCCUCUAGAUAUCGUGCAGAUAAGCUCAAGCCAUUACUCAAUUCCACGGCUACUGCUUAUUUUAGCACUGUAGAAGAUGCAAUACGUAACUUAUUUGUACCUUUAUUGCCUGCGUUCUCAGUUUAUCAAUAGCUGUAUUUCGACAAAUAAAAAAACACAAUAAGCUUGUUCAAAGAGAAGAGACUGAAUCUAUCAGGCUGUCGAGGGUCAAAUCAUUUCAUAUUGAUUUGGACAUGAAGGCUGAAGCUAAGCCUUAGCUUUACAUUGCGAAUGGCAUGCUUGUUGGAUAAUUUCAUUGGAUUA